Marasmius oreades (fairy-ring Marasmius) is the source of this 737-nucleotide messenger RNA. RefSeq lists its product as uncharacterized. Bases 15 to 737 code for a protein of 240 amino acids. Gene Ontology annotation, biological process: translation. Gene Ontology annotation, cellular component: mitochondrion. The transcript has 4 exons. NCBI's taxonomy places the organism in Eukaryota, Fungi, Basidiomycota, Agaricomycetes, Agaricales, Marasmiaceae. The record is from RefSeq and is a predicted model, not a curated record. Gene Ontology annotation, molecular function: ribosomal large subunit binding.
CUUCGCCGUCCGCCAUGGUGUUGACUCGGGGUCUCCUGCUGUUGAGACCUCUUGUGCAAUCCUUUGCUUCAAAACAGAUCUUGACCGGCUUUUCGCCUAUACCUCGAAGGCAUUACGCUGCAAAAGCCACGAAAUCCACCGCCAAGCUAGUGCCCGGCUCCCAACGACCAAUUGCGGACGAUGCCGCUUGGGAGGACUACACAAAAUGCGACGAAAAAAUGAAGGCAGCUGUAGAAUGGUUCCGCAAAGAGUGUGCUUCAGCGGAAGCUCGUGCAAGUGGGCGUGUCACUCCUGCGUUGUUGUCACCAGUGAGAGUCAAGUUGCCUCAGGACGACCAUUCGUAUAAGCUCGAGGAACUCGCCACUGUUGGAGUUAGGGACGGCUCAUUACUACUGGUAACAGUUUUUGAUGAGGAGUACCUCAAACACAUCGAGCGAGCUAUUUACGAGGCUAAGCUGCCAAACAUCGUGCCUCAGAAACACGAUACUAGGACCAUAAAAAUUCCUAUCCCAAAACCAACAGUAGAAGCUAGACUAGCAUCCGUUACAGCUGCCCAAAAACAGGCUGAGGACUCUCGAGUACAGAUACGCAAACACCACCAAGCGAGUCUUAAGAAAGGAAAGUACGGAAAACACUCUAUAGAACUUGACGAGUUCCAAAAGCUCUCACACCGCCAUAUUCUCGAAAUCGAUAACAUUAUUGCUCAACUAAAGAAGGCCACCGGUGCUGGAAAAUAA